This is a messenger RNA of Aspergillus calidoustus, 1047 nucleotides long. NCBI's taxonomy places the organism in Eukaryota, Fungi, Ascomycota, Eurotiomycetes, Eurotiales, Aspergillaceae. The record is from the annotation of a GenBank genome assembly.
AUGAACUAUAGAAGACCAGCGCCCAGUGGGGCUCCACGACUCCUGCCUGUCCGUGGCCUUCCCUACGAUGAACGAACCAUCUACGAGCUCGGCACAAGUCCACCCUUGCUCGCUGGCGCGUUCGGCUUCCCAUCCACAGACGGGCUCAAUGAGAAAAUUGACACCAUGCUUCCGUCACUCACAGCUUGGUUGCGCGAUAUCGAAUUCAUCGACGGCGAGCACUGGUCCAUGAUGGUCGACACGGUGACACUGAUUCGGCUUGCACGGGAUCACGAUGUGGACGACGUUAUUUUUUCAAACAAUAGGCCUGAGCGAGGGGCGCUUCAAGGCGUGACAGACGGAUACCUGCCGGAAGUGCUUUCUCUUUGGCACAUUGUAGACAUGCUGGGAUAUCGAGAUGGGAAUGUUCUUGAGCUGGACCUCGUGCAGGUCCUGCACACGUGGUGCUUAAUGCGGCUAUAUGAGAUCAUGCUGCUCUGGGCCGCGAGGAAAGGGUUCUCGCGGCGGAAAUUUCCAUUUUACAUUGCAGUCAACCCGCCCCGGUACGAUGGCACAUGGGUCCAUCCAGGAGUCGUGGAAGCAAUCGAAGCGCUCGAUGAGAUUUCCAGCCCGGACACUGAUGAGGUCGAGUGGGCCAACGAGGUGGACGAGUACAUUCGGCAGCACCGGCGGAAGACGAGGUCGCCCUCGGUGUAUUCGACAAUGGACAACGCCAGCCUCGAUCGGUUUUCCAGGUCGAUGCCUCACCCAGGAGAAUUUUCCCGAGAGAGGCGCAGGGACUCGCCUUGGUCACCCGUAACCCACAGCACAUGGCCGCCAGCGGAGGCAAUCGAGGUAGAUCCCAGCAUGUACCCACCAUCACGCGAUCGGACGCCGCCCACAGGGCCAACAUCAGCCGAUACCGCCAGAUCGCGCACAGCCUUCGAGUUGGACGCUGUCCGAGAUGUCAUCACCACUCGAGCCCGACGAGCCCGCGCCCCCGAUACCCCUGCGACGACGCGCUCAAUUGUGGCAGCGCGAGAGCUGGGAGUGUCCGACCCCUGGUAG